CGGGGCGGUGGGGGCCGUCGGCAGAUGCCUUUGCAGCAGAGGACCAAGGAGGAUGCGAGCGUGAGUGUGUCUGUGUGUGCGCGUGUGUGUCUGUGUUGCGGGACAGUAUGCGGAUGCGACUUUUUCGCCGUCUUGGACGUUCGGAUGUCGUGUGUGAGUUGAAACCGGUCCGAACGGUGACGACCCGGGCAUGUGUGAGGUGGUUCUGACAGCUCGGGCGUUCCCGUCGGCCCGCUUGUGAGGGAGACAUCGAUCGUUGGUUCGCAGCAGACCGCCGUGACUCAUCACCGGCAUAGAGAUGGAAGCUGGAGUUUUCCUGCCGUGCCUGGAUCAGUUCAUGCGGAGUCCGCUUGUCACUUGGGUGAAGACGUUUGUCCCGGCUGAUGGAGGCCCGCUGGACUUCGCUGAACUGCUGGAUGGGGUCUUUUUGAAUGACAUCAUGACACAAAUAAAUCCCUCCAUCGCACCUCAGGGUGCGAACACAGUGAGCAGGGACCCGGGUCCGAGGGCUCAGAACCUGAACUUCCUCAUCCAGCAAAUCAAGACGUACUACCUGGACCAUCUGAGACAAUUAAUCAUGAUUCCUCUGCCAAACGUGUUGCUGCUUGGCAGGACGCCUUACUGUGAGCAAAGCCUGGAGGAAAUGAAAAAACUGUUGCUGUUGCUGCUGGGAUGUGCAGUUCAGUGUGAAAAGAAAGAGCAGUAUAUCGAGAGGAUACAGACACUUGAUUUUGACACUAAAGCUGCCAUAGCUUCACAUAUCCAGGAGCUGACCCACAGUCAGGAGAAUGUGCUGGACCUGCAGUGGUUGGACUGCAGCGAGACGCAGCCAGCGGAGCUGGAGGCGGCAGCGAGGAACGUGGCCGCGCACCUGCGGCGCCUGCUGGACCAGAGGGACGCCCAUCUGGAGACCAUAGCAGAGCUGGUGCAGGAGAAGGAAGGCGUCUCCAGCUUCCUCAGCAGCCCCUCCAGCCCGCAGCCCGCCGGCUACUCUCCCAGCAUGCACCAGCACCUGGGGGUGGAGCUGGCGGACUCCAAGGCCAAGAUCAGGCGGCUUAGGCAGGAACUUGAGGAGAAGAGUGAGCAGAUGCUGGACUGUAGACACGAGCUGGAGAACAUGGAGGCAGAGGUGAAGCGGAUCCAACAGGAGAAUUCCCAGCUGGUGGCAGAUGCCCGUUCAGCCCGCGCCUACCGAGACGAGCUGGACGCUCUGAGAGAGAGAGCCAUCAAAGCGGACAAGCUGGAGAGCGAAGUGGGGCGCUACAGGGAGCAGCUGCACAAGCUGGAGUUCCACAAGGCCAAAGUGGAGGAGCUGAAGGAGGACAACAGGGUGCUACAAGAGACCAAAGAGGUGUUGGAGGAUCAGCUGGCCGGCUGGAGGGCACGAUCCGACACCAUCCACCAGCUGGAGAAGCACAGCCUGCUGCUGAAGGCCCAGGUCCACGACAUGGAGCAGGAGAGGGAGGCAGAUCGCAGGCGCAUUGAGGAGCUGCAGGAGGAGAACCUGGCUCUGUGUUUGGCUCAGAGGAGGAGCAUGGAGGAGUCCCAGCACCUGGGCUGGGAGUUAGAGCAGCUCUCCAAGACUACGGAAAACUGCCAGGCCCAGCAGACUCUGAGCGAGGAGGUGAGUGAGAGGGCUCGCAGCCGGAUGCUCCAGCUGGAGAAGGAGAACCAAAGCCUCCUGAGGACCAUCGAGAAGCUCAGAACUGGCUCAGCUAGCAACAGCGCACCAUGCAAACACAGCCACCACCAUGAGUGUGAGCAUACCUGCAAGGUGCUCGGCGCCGCUGACGACCAGGACGCGCCAUCACAAACCCCACGCCACGGUGCUGUGUCUCCCUGCAACGCGACCACGCACCAGAACGGAGAUCCGAACCGCCGCGUCUGGCAAGCGCACGCGGUGGAGCCGGGGGGGGUCCAGAGUGAGGUCAUCCGUACGGGCAGUCCAGACCGCCACGUUCAGGAGAACGGGCAGCUGGAGGACGGAGUCCGAAGGUGCGACCUGGAAGUCUUGGAAAACAUUCACAACAGGCUACGCUGUGUUGUCGGAUCGGGCGAUGACGCCCCCGACUCGAGGAGCAGCAGUCCCUGUCACGACGGGGCCUUCACGGGUCUGCCAACACGGUCCUCCUACGCCAGCAAGCACACGCAGCGGCUCCAGGCUAAGUGCAGAGCCCUGGAAACUGUCAACCAGCAUCUACAGACAUCACUUGAUAACACAGACCGGAGAGUUCAGUGUUUGGAGGCAGAGGUCCAGGAGCUGGAGUUGGAGAACCAGAGUCUGCAGGCCACCCUGGAGGAGCUUCGGAUCGCUGCACGACGGCUGGAGCAGCUGGACACGGAGAAGCAGGCUCUGGAACAGGAAACCACAUCCCUGGAGAGGGACAAGAGGCAGCUGGAGAAGGAGAAUCGCCGUCUACGGCAGCAGGUCGAAAUCCAGGAGGCCAACCUAGACAGCAGCAACGCCUGCAUGGCCAGCUUGGAGAGGGAGAUGCGAUUUCUAGCGAAGGAGGUGGAGGGGCUGAGGGAGACUGCGGAGAGGGUCAAACGUCUGGAGAGGGACAACAGAGAACUGACCAAGCAGGCGGCUAUCGACCAGAGGACCUUGGCCACUCUCAGAGAGGAGCUUGUGAGCGAGAAGCUGAAGUUCCAGCAGAGAGACAAUGAGCUGGAGAGACUGACCCAUGAGCUGGACAUGAAGGUCCUGAACCAGGAGAGUGGACACCAGGAUGAACAGACACCAGACAACAGCAGGUUCAAGAUGCUGGAGUCCGAGCUGGCUCUGUCGCUGAAGAAGUCUCUGCAGCUCAAAGAGGAGAAGAUGGGCGCCCUGGAGGCUCGCCUGGAGGAAUCGUCCGCCCUGAACCAGCAGCUGCGCCAGGAGCUCAAGAGCGUGAAGCUGAGCCACGAGGUCUUGCAGCAGAGGCAGGAGGAGGAGUGGACGUCGUCCUGCUCCAGUCCUCCCAGCGAGGCUGGCAGGACGAUGAGCGAGUGGCUGCGUGAAAGCCAGGAGGCCACCAAGGAGCUGCUGAAGCUCAAAGACCGCCUCAUUGAGGUGGAGAGGAGUAAUGCGACCCUGGAGGCCGAGCGCCAGGCCGUGCAGACCCAACUGAAGCAGCUGGAGAGCCAGUGUGAUGGGCAGCAGGCGCAGAUCCUGGCCCUGCAGAGGCAGGCGGCCUCCCUGCAGGAAAGCAACACGGCCUUGCAGACACACAACGCCAACCUACAGGUGGAGAAGUCCACGCUGAACUCCCAGAGUGCCUCGCUCCUGGCCCAGAACGCUCAGCUGCAGCAGCAGAGGUCCGGCACGGAGGGCGAGCGGGACGGCGCCGUGCGGGAGCGCGAGGAGCUGCGCGGCGUCCACGAGCAGUUGCUGCGCGACCACGAGCGGCUGGCGGCGCUGCACGAGCGGCAGGCCGUGGACUACGAGGCGCUGAUGGGCAAGCACGGGUGCCUGAAGAACGCCCACCGAACACUGGAGCUGGAGCAUCGCACGCUGCAGGACAGGUACAGCAGUCUGUUACAGCAGCGGGCCAAGCUGGAGGACCUGGAGAAAGCCCUGAAGGAGGAGCAGAUGAGGAUGGCCCUGGAGAAAGAGCAGCACCGCAGCGCUGCCGCCGAAUGCUGCCGGCUGCGGGACGAGAAGGACUGGCUCAACCAGACGUACCGACUGCUUCUCAACGACUCCGAGCUGCUGACGGCCGACCACAAGCAGCUGAAGAGCCAGCUGAACGAGGCCAAGCUGGAGCACGCGUGGCUGGAGGCGGACUACUCCAAGCUCAAGAAGGAGUUCCAGCAGCUCGACAUCACCUCCACCAAGCUCAGCAACCAGUGCGAGCUGCUGAGCCAGUUGAAGGGCAACCUGGAGGAGGAGAACCGCCACCUGCUCGGCCAGAUCGAGACCCUGAUGCUGCAGAACCGGACCCUGUUGGAGCAAACCAUGGAGAGCAAGGACCUGUUCCAUGUUGAAGAACGACAGUACAUUGACAAGCUGAAUGAUUUGAGGAGGCAGAAGGAGAAGCUGGAAGAGAAGAUAAUGGACCAGUAUAAGUUUUAUGAGCCUUCACCUCCUCGCAGACGUGGGAACUGGAUCACUCUGAAACUGAAGAAGCUGAUGAAGUCCAGUAGCCGAGAGCAUGGGCCCGAGCGGCCCCCCACCCCCACGCACCCAGGCGUGGCUGAGCCGCCCCUCUCUGGGGGCGACAGCAGCUCCUUCGUCAGCUUUGAUGGCUCCGGGGGCUCCGCAGGUGACGCCCCCUCACCGCAGCACAACAGCACCUCUCUGAAAAUGUUUCCCCGUAUGAGAAAAAGGCUGAAGGACAGAGACAGAGUCAAGUCACUCUUCCGUCGUUCCAUGUCCCUAAGCAGCUUAGCAACCUCCUCCACCUGGCUCCAGGAUAAGAAAUGGCCAAACAGGACGCAGCAGCUGGAAGAGUCUGGCACUGACACGGAGAACAGGGAGGAUGCACUGACCUCGACCCUCACUGCCUCCAUCUUGUCUGUCUUCCAACUACAUCCUCCCACCAUCCUGCCAUCUCAUCAUCUCCAUGCAGUCAUCACCGCCACAAACACUGACACCAGUGAAACGGUUCCAGAUGUUCCUGAACUCUGGGUGACAGACAAAGAUUCCAAUGACAGUGCCGUGCCAUCUGGAUUUGAGGACCAUGACGAGCUGCAGAAUCACGGGCUGAAAGGAGUCCACAGUCGAGCCCAAAGUGUGAGCAGCGGUGAGUUCAGCCUGAGCCUGGAGAACGAGCCCUGGUCCAACGGCAGUAGCCCCGUCCAGCAGCCCCCAUCGCGCCAUUUCUCGCCCAGUUACCAGCCCCCCAGUGAUGCCUCAACUCCCCAACACACACACAAGCAGCCGCACAAGGAGAAAGCCUCUUGCCUGCCCAUCGCCGUUACUCAGAGUUCAGACCACCCAUCUGUACCAAAACAGAAAGAUCCUGGCGCUUCUCUGGACUUCUGGCUCACAAGGGGCACAAAGAGCAUCCGGAGGGCAUCGAGGGGUAAAGUGAUACGUCGCUCGUCGGAUUCGGGCGGUAUAGUCAAAAUGAACCAUGGACUCAGUGGCGUGGAUUCAAAGUCAAGCUGCGUCAAGGCUGAAACCACACGAGCCUCCGCUUGUUCGCCCAUCACUGUGUUGUACGUCCAGGGGAAGUCAUCCUCUAUGUCCGGCUGCCUCAACUGCUUCUCCACCCCCCUCGGGAAAGAAGGUCGCCUCAAAGGGUCCCGAUCCCCUAAAAGUCUCCCCCGUGCCAGUAGUGUUAUUUCAACAGCCGAGGGAUCGUCUCGGCGCUCCAGCAUCAACAGUGACUGCAGGGUGGCGGUCGUGACUGAGUCCGUUCAAACCCAGGUUUCAGAAGGAUGCAAUCAACAGGAGGAGACAGCAAAUCAGAAUCAACAACAAGGCCCAAACACUAAAAACUGUGAGCGUGAGCCGAUCGCUCCGGUCAAACCUCCCAGAGACCCAGCAGUCGUGCCCACAGACCAAACUAAGUCCCCUGUGCAGGAGUCUCUUUUGGGCUCCUCGUUCACCUUCAGCUCUGUUUUCUCAGACACGAUCUUCACUGAUUCCAUGGUCACUGCCAUGAGUAAUUUAGAGGGACUGGACGACAACCAGCCGUUCGUCCGUCUGAAUCCUUCGCCGCUCGACAACCAGGAUUCCUCUCUGAAAACCCCACAGACGCUGAUCGAGGCCGAGAAUGAGCAGAGUGGAGACACAGGACACACUGGACUGGAGAAUGCAGAGCCCAUCACAACUGCUUGAAGGCAGCGGCCACGUAUGUUAAUACUGUUCCCGAUUACACAGUCAGGUUUCAUCACAUCUACCAAAGCACACAGCAAACGUCACUGGAACUGAAUCUGUCUUAACACGUUCAAAUUUGUUGUCUUUUACUUUAUAAAAAAUGUUUUAAGUGUUUGUUCGUGUUUUGCAUUAAUUAUAAAUAAUUUACUGCAAAAUGCAUUUUACUUAUACUUAUAUGUUACUUUUCCAAUAUGACAAUCUUUUGUUGUGUAUACGUGUAUUUCUUUAUCCUUGUGUCUCUAUUUAUGCUUCUAUCAAAAAACUUGUGUUAUAACUUAUUAUCUGUCAGAUGAUGUGUCUCUUGAGUUAAAUCUGACUCUUGGGCAAAAUGUUAUGUUCAUAUGUAAAUGAAUUGUGUAAAUCCUAUAACCUAUACGUUUCUGAAUGAUAUUUUCCUCUUCAAUAAAGAAACUCCGCACACACAGAA
This is a messenger RNA of Betta splendens (Siamese fighting fish), 6236 nucleotides long. It is a transcript of the gene ccdc88aa, whose product is annotated as coiled-coil domain containing 88Aa. The record is from RefSeq and is a predicted model, not a curated record. Gene Ontology annotation, molecular function: dynein light intermediate chain binding; microtubule binding. Gene Ontology annotation, cellular component: cytoplasm; centrosome. Gene Ontology annotation, biological process: cytoskeleton-dependent intracellular transport; cytoplasmic microtubule organization. The transcript has 28 exons. Bases 299 to 5770 code for a protein of 1823 amino acids. NCBI's taxonomy places the organism in Eukaryota, Metazoa, Chordata, Actinopteri, Anabantiformes, Osphronemidae.